Messenger RNA from Babjeviella inositovora NRRL Y-12698, 1092 nucleotides. RefSeq lists its product as uncharacterized. Gene Ontology annotation, molecular function: protein disulfide isomerase activity. NCBI's taxonomy places the organism in Eukaryota, Fungi, Ascomycota, Pichiomycetes, Serinales. The transcript has a single exon. The annotation marks the transcript as partial. Gene Ontology annotation, cellular component: endoplasmic reticulum. The record is from RefSeq and is a predicted model, not a curated record. Gene Ontology annotation, biological process: protein folding.
CUUCUUUCCCUCUUCACGCUUCUCAUCACGGCGGUGGCCGCGCAAGGCGUACUCGAGCUCACGAAGAAGAACUUUGACGAGGUUGUGCUCCAGGCCGACAAACACACCUUGGUGGAGUUCUACGCAUCGUGGUGCUCCCACUGCAAGCGGAUGCUCCCACAGUACGAGGAACUCGCAGAGUUGUUCCAUUCCAAGACAGACAACGUCCAGGUGGUCAAGAUUGACGGCGACAAGUAUGGCAAGUACGCCAAGCGGUAUUCCAUCGAGGGCUACCCUACGAUCAAGUUGUUCAAGAACGGUGGGCUUAAGCCGGAGGAUAUUAUCGAGUUCGAAGGCAGCAGAGAUAUGGAAAGUAUGCGCAGCUUCGUGCUCGCGCAUACCAAGGUCAGCUUGGAGCCGGUGAAGCUGGAGCCGGUAAAGCCAGAGCCUGCGCCGGUAGUGCGUCUUUUCGACGCCAACUUCGAGGCCAAGGUGUUGAAGAGCAGCAGACCGUCGUUGAUUGCGAUCACCGCUUCCUGGUGCGGCCACUGCAAGAACCUCCACCCGGAGUUUGAGGAGGUGGCACGCGUUUAUGCCCAUGACGACAUCACCAUCGGGGUCGUGCAGACCACAGACGAAGAGGAGACCUCCUGGAUCAGGAGUACCUACGACAUCAAGUCGUAUCCAACAAUCCUCUUCUUCGACGGUGUGGACCCACAGCCGACACCGUACUUGUCUGGCCGCUCAUUACCAACCUUUGUCGAGUACAUUAACGCCAGAGCGCACUUGUACAGAUACCUCGACGGUGAGUUGCUUCCGCAUGCCGGUGUAAUUACGAAGGUACACGAUAAGUUGCAGGAGAUCUACGCCGGCGACGACGUGCACGCGGAGUUGGCCGAAUUGGCCAGUGAGAUUGAAAACGACGACUGGAUGGCCAAAUGGGACACCAGCAGCUACUAUGUUAAGUUGAUCAACAAGGCGUUGAACGGCCAGGAGGAGUUCUACACCAGAGAGCAGACCCGUUUAGGCAAGAUCUUGGAAAAGUCCGGUGCCAGCCUCGUCCAGGACAAGAAGGACACCUUCCAGAAGCGCAUCAACGUGUUGAAGAGCUUC